Penicillium crustosum is the source of this 939-nucleotide messenger RNA. RefSeq lists its product as uncharacterized. The record is from RefSeq and is a predicted model, not a curated record. NCBI's taxonomy places the organism in Eukaryota, Fungi, Ascomycota, Eurotiomycetes, Eurotiales, Aspergillaceae. The transcript has 2 exons. Bases 1 to 939 code for a protein of 312 amino acids.
AUGAUUGAAGGAGAUUCAAGUGUGAACGUGUUGGCUGAUGAACUCAUUUACGACGUCCUCUUCACAAUCACGCGGGCUGCAGACGACCCACACACACGACCAUGCACCGUUCACUGGAAUCCCGUCAAAGACGGCUGUAGUCAGUCGGGUGGUCAAAUCCCUAUUUGGGACUGGGGGACGCUCGCGGAACAUAGUGAACGCAGACUGGUCCCAAAGUCCACCCCAGUGGUACGUCCCGGUCCACCAUACCUGAAAUUUGAGACACUGAACUAUGAGAACGAUCCUGAAUAUUUUGAAGACCCGCCUCCACCUUCACCGCGCUCCAUUUCACCGUCUGCCCGUGUGAGCGGUGCCCCCAUUUCCAGUGUCACGAUCGCUGGCCCUACUACCCUAUCCAUGAAAGAUCAAAUUCCCUCGGCGCCGCAGUACCCUCUUACUGUAACCGUCUCCUAUAAUAUAGAGGCUGGUUUACCAUAUUUACCACACAACGGCAUGUUAACAUUCCAUUCAUACAUUUUUAAACAACCCGAUGACCAUAACGAGGGGUUCAGGAUAUAUAGGAGAGGGAACGACGGAUGGACUCCAUACGAAUGGAGGACGCACCAGAGGGGUUUUAUAAUCACUGAACCCCAUGCACUUAAUAUUGGCCGCAAUGACAAGAAUCACUUCUGGAUCCUAAAACCCGGGGAAUCCAGGUCGUUCACUCGCAAAGUGAAUGAGUUCCCGAAGGAUGCAGCUCCAGGUGAUACGUUCCGGUAUAUAUUCAAAGGAGCUACGCUUGACUGGUGGAAUUGGGGAAAUUUCGAAACCCAUAAAGACACCGUGGUUUGGGUACCUGGGUGGCUUCAGGCUAGGGUUCAAGAUCCCAAAGACAAUGAAGGCAGACCUGUAGUUGUUGUGCCAUCUAGCAAUGCUCUGAAAUUUACACCAGUAUAUUGA